AUGGCAUCAUCAAAGGAAAAGGCGAGGAACAGACCCGAGAAGAAGCGGAUAACGGAACGAAUGUCACGUCCUGGUAUUCGCUCCCGUGUUAAAUCAACACGUAAACGCGCAAACACUCCGUAUCGUAGACAGCCAUACGAAUCCGUCAGCAUACCUCAACUGGUCUAUGAGCUCCUCACCAUUGAUAAAUACAAUCAAGGUGACACAAUCGAAGCGAAACGCUUCUCGUCUCCGGAACGCUUCAGGACGCCGCGUCAAAGAAUGCAGAAAUAUCACGAGCAGCGAAGGCUUCCAUACGAGGCGGUCGACCACCGUGAUAGUCCGGAAUCCGUCCAAGUACCCGACUACGUGAUGGAAUCUAGGCCCACGUCCAUUGAGAAUCUGACAGAGACGAUGGAUGCUGCAAAUAGCUCGGCGCCGCCAAGCUCAGCAAACAGCAGCGUGUCGAAUAUCUCAAUGGAACCGAUUACAUUGGCGAACUCGCUGAACAGUGCUAGGGCGUUAUUUAGAAAAAGAUCCCUAGUGCAACUCGUUAACAAGUACAUUAAAGCAGGCAUUGAAGAAGGGAAGCGGCAGGCCAAAAAGUACAUCCGUAAGGCGUUAUCUUUCGGCGUGAGAUCGGGUUAUCUGAUCCUAGACGAUCCACAAGGAAACGUGCUACGCGUAUGUCCGACCUUGGACACAGGAUCUUGGAGCUCGAGAAAGGCCGACGCCGAAACCAGACAGAGACGACGCAUCGCUCGUCGAGGCCAAAUACAUCAGACGACAAUCGAUGAUCGGAAAGCGAUGCGACGUGGAAUCCCGCGGGAUAAGCCGCGUCACGACGCCGACAAUGGACAGAUAACAUCGAGGAAAAGAUACAGACGACAUGCCGUUCAAAAUCCUGCCAGGAGCAUCAGCACGAGAGAGAGCAGCCCGAGAAAAUCGCCCGGCGUAUCGAAGAGCAAGCCAAAAACUAUCGUAAAGAGAAAAAGCAGAAUCGACAGUACGGUCAACAAUAAGCGAAGACAACAGCGGAAAAGAGGCAACAACGAGGAUGCCAAAAAGCCGGUCAAGAAACGUCGCGUGAUUGCAUCUCCGAAACGUUUUGCGAAUGAUCAUGAACCAGUGGAGAAAAGUUACAACAACGUGAACAGCAAAGAUCGUGAUCAAUAUAAACGCAAUGAAGACAGUUAUAGAGCAGUUACCGAGAGACGGAAGUCGUCGAGUCGGGAGGAUGGAUCGAGGAUGGAGAAACAAAAAGCCGGAACGAGCACCGACGACGAUUGCAACAGAAUUGAGCGUAGAAACGCCGAUGACGACGAAAAGUCUGAAGAAGCGAACGUUGAACGCGACACGAACGACACCAUCAGACAAAUGGAUCCAUAAAAAAUUGAACGCCCGUAUCGGGAGAGCGGCACUUCUCUCAACUCC
Linepithema humile (Argentine ant) is the source of this 1413-nucleotide messenger RNA. RefSeq lists its product as uncharacterized. The record is from RefSeq and is a predicted model, not a curated record. Lineage: Eukaryota; Metazoa; Arthropoda; Insecta; Hymenoptera; Formicidae.